AUGCUGAACACAAUUAGGCAAAGAUAUUGGCCUUCAGGGGGCAGAAAUCUUACACAUCAUAUUUUUCACCAAUGUGUGAGAUGCUUCCAAACCAGCCCAAAACUACAGGUGCAGCUGAUGGGUAAUCUUCCAACGGCCAGAGUGACUGUACCUCUGAGACCAUUCACAGUAUCUGGAGUCGAUUACUGUGGCCCAUUUUUUGUCAAACCUUCUCGUAAAAAAGGACAACAAGGAACAGAGUGCUACAUUUGUGUAUCCAUUUGCUUCAGCUGCAAAGCAGUUCAUCUUGAGCUAGCUGAAGACAUAUCAACUGCUUCAUUCAUUGCUGCACUGCAACGUUUCAUAUCCAGAAGAGGGAGACCAUCAGAAAUGUACUCUGACAAUGAAACUAAUUUUGUAGGAGCCCAAAGAGAAAUUCAACACAUCUUGGACAGUGAAAAAUUCCAAACCUCAAUUGCUCAAGAGGGUAUAAAGUGGCACUUUCAGCUUCCAAGUGCACCAAACUUUGGCAGUUCAUGGGAAUCUUCGGUGAAACUAGUGAAAACUCACCUGAAAAGAGUUAUUGGUCAAUCAUGCUUAACAAUGAUAGAGUUCAUCACUCUAAUUACUCAAAUAGAGGCCUGUGUGAGUUCCCGGCUUAUUACUCCAAUGUCGCCAUCAGACCUUGUUGCUCUGACUCCAGCACACUUUCUGAUUGGCAUUGUUCUUACCGACCUUCCAGGACCCAUUCUUCUAGAUAUAUCUCAAAAUCGGCUCAAUCAGUGGCAACAUGUGCAGCAAAUGAAACAGCACUUCUGGGCACACUGGUCAAAGGACUACCUUUCCAACCUGCAGCAGCGCUACAAGUGGCAGUCCAACUCCUCUGCUAUUCAACCAGGCAGUAUGGUGGUUGUCAAGGAAGGCAACCUACCACCCUUCAAAUGGCCACUUGCAAGAGUGACUGCAAUUCAUCCUGGACGUGACAAUUGUGUUAGAGUAGCUACAGUAAAAACCACCAAUGGCGAACUCAAAAGACCAGUAAACAAAUUGCGUUUAUUACCAUUUCCUAACAAUUGA
This is a messenger RNA of Nilaparvata lugens (brown planthopper), 1056 nucleotides long. RefSeq lists its product as uncharacterized. Gene Ontology annotation, biological process: DNA integration. NCBI's taxonomy places the organism in Eukaryota, Metazoa, Arthropoda, Insecta, Hemiptera, Delphacidae. Bases 1 to 1056 code for a protein of 351 amino acids. The transcript has a single exon. Gene Ontology annotation, molecular function: nucleic acid binding. The record is from RefSeq and is a predicted model, not a curated record.